Plasmopara halstedii is the source of this 2298-nucleotide messenger RNA. RefSeq names its product vesicle-fusing atpase. Gene Ontology annotation, cellular component: Golgi stack. Gene Ontology annotation, molecular function: ATP hydrolysis activity; ATP binding. The record is from RefSeq and is a predicted model, not a curated record. Bases 1 to 2298 code for a protein of 765 amino acids. Gene Ontology annotation, biological process: Golgi to plasma membrane protein transport; SNARE complex disassembly; intra-Golgi vesicle-mediated transport. The transcript is spliced from 3 exons. NCBI's taxonomy places the organism in Eukaryota, Oomycota, Peronosporomycetes, Peronosporales, Peronosporaceae.
AUGUCGUUCGAGGCAGCGGUGGUAGGACUACCCGGAAAUUCAUAUGCAUUCACCAACUGUGUGUACCUGCACAUGGAGGAAUUUAUGUCGCUAGUCAAGCGAACCCCUUCAGGAAUCGUUACCAAGGACGAACUGCGUGCGCAUGGACUCAACGUCUGGAUAAAUCGCAAAUUUGUCAUGGCUGCUAAGCCCCAUAAGGAAAUUGAAUCAGGCACUGUGGCUGUUGGCACCAUGCAACGUAUGUGUGUAGGGCUUCCAUUAAAUCAGGCCUGUGAGGUUUCGGUCUAUGCCCCCUCUAGCGCUGCCAAAAGUGUGCUAAGCACCGUGACUUUCGAGAUCCAGCAGGUACUUACGCGUGCGCAGGGUAAUGAGUUGCGUGUCGUGGACUGUGGUUUGCUCAAAGAUGUAUUCGAGGCUGAGUAUACGCAUCAGGUAUUUGCCGUCGGGCAGCUCAUGGCUGUUAGAUGCGACGGUCUUCCUCUGCGUCUACAGUGCGUUCACAUCGACACGGUGGACGGAAGCGACAGCAACUCUGAGUUCUCUUCUCCACGCGUCGGUGCCUAUCUCCAAGGCUCGAUCAUAAACUUUACUAAAGGAAAGGACGCCCCCAUUCGCCUCGCAAAUCAAUCUAGUGGCAUGACUCGCACAGUAUUCAAGCCCGACUUUGACUUUUCUAAGCUUGGUAUCGGUGGUCUCGACAAGGAGUUUAAUGACAUUUUUCGUCGAGCUUUUGCUUCACGAUUAUUCCCAACGGACGUCAUUAAGAAGCUUGGCAUUCAGCAUGUGCGUGGUAUGCUGCUAUUCGGACCGCCUGGUUGCGGGAAGACAUUGAUUGCGAGAAAGAUUUCGAAGGCGCUGACUGCUCAAGAGCCCAAGGUAGUUAACGGACCAGAAAUUCUCGACAAAUUCGUGGGUGAGUCCGAGCGCAAGAUUCGCGAGCUGUUCUCCGAUGCCCGCAAGGACCAAGAAGAACUCGGAGACGAGAGUGAUGUGCAUAUUAUAAUUUUUGAUGAAAUUGAUGCCAUUUGCAAGCAACGUGGCUCAAGUCGCGAUAGUACAGGGGUUGGAGACAGUGUCGUGAAUCAGCUGCUGACUCAGAUCGACGGUGUUGACAGUCUGAACAACGUUCUGGUUAUUGGCAUGACGAAUCGCAAAGAUAUGCUCGACGAAGCUCUAAUGCGUCCCGGUCGUCUCGAAGUGCAAAUUGAAAUCAACUUACCAGAUGAAAAGGGUCGCGCUCAGAUUUUGAAGAUCCACACGGACCGUGCCCGUGAUAAAGGAGCUCUUCACCCGAAAGUUGUGGCAGAUUUGGAUAACUGCCUUGACCCUACCAAGUUUGUAAGCAACGAUCCAGACUACAAAAAUCUUGUUCAGCGCACCAAGAACUUUUCAGGGGCUGAAAUCGAAGGCUUGGUGCGCGCUGCUACAGCUCACGCCCUCUCACGCGGAACUGAUGGGAAAACUAUGCAUGCCAUAGCUAAUUACAAUCCGGAAAUAUCCAUGGAAGAUUUCACUUUAGCUCUGGAUGAAGUGAAGCCCAAAUUUGGCGCCCCCAGUGAUCAAUUGGCCAUGUUUUACAAGAAUGGGCUAAUUCCUUAUGGCAACUCAUUCACGGAAGUGCGUGAGGCGCUUAUCCGAGUAAUUGAGCAAGUUCGAUCAAACGACAAGACACCGCUAAUGUCUGUGCUGCUUCACGGCGAGCGCGGUGCCGGUAAGACUGCGUUGGCCACGUACUGUGCUGUUGCAAGUGAGUUUCCAUUGGUGCGUAUGGUGAAGGCAUCAGAGCUCAUCUCGCGCGCAGAAAGUGGCAAGUGCUCAUACAUUUACAAUGUCUUUGAAGAAGCGUAUCGAUCCUCUCUUAGCAUUAUUAUCUUGGACGACAUCGAGCGACUCAUGGACUACGUUGGACUGGGCCCUCGCUUUUCGAACCUGGUUCUGCAGGCGCUGAUGGUGUUGGUUCGCAACCCUGUGCCAGUGGUUGGUCGUAAACUCGUGGUUAUUGGUAUCACAUCCAACAUUGCCGCGAUGCAGGCUGUGGAACUGAGCGACGUGUUUGACCUGUGCCUAGAGGUGCCACAACUCACGCAGAAGGACGAGCUGGACGCCGUGCUUACUCACACGGGAUUGCCCGUUGCAAAUGAUCAGAAGAACAAGGUGCUUGCAUUGCUGUCGGAUCGCCCGAUCUCUGUCAAGAAGCUGCUGCUGGUGACAGAGAUGGCGAAAGAGGAGCUCAAUCGCACUGGCGACACCAACAUCACAGCGCAGCAACUCAUCGAGUGCGCCUAUAAGUUUGUUUAG